Messenger RNA from Filobasidium floriforme, 797 nucleotides. RefSeq lists its product as uncharacterized. The transcript is spliced from 2 exons. NCBI's taxonomy places the organism in Eukaryota, Fungi, Basidiomycota, Tremellomycetes, Filobasidiales, Filobasidiaceae. Bases 66 to 797 code for a protein of 243 amino acids. The record is from RefSeq and is a predicted model, not a curated record.
CUAGCCGCGUCAGAUUGGUUCGUCACAUUGUAUUAAGCCCAUCUAAUCAUCAAGGAUCAGAUCCGAUGGCGGAUAGUCUUUCGCAAAACCUUGCGCCGCUCACGCUUGACAACCCUCCUGCCUCUUCCAUGGUAGACUCCGUGGCCCCCAGCGCUGACACAAAUCAAUCGACAGCGAAGUCCGACGGUACUUCAGCCAACUCGAGCGGAGGACGCAGUUCGGCUUACGUGCACGACGGAGCAUCCACCGGCAUAGAAGAAAGCGAAGAGAGCGAAUUGAUCAGACUUGGAACACAGCGGCAUCAGUACGAUCUCAAAUUGAGGGGCAAGUUCGACGCACAAAUGGAACAGGCGGGAGGUGGCGACAUCCGAAAGCAGGUCCUGUCAUUCGACCGAGAGAGACCCAAGUUCAUGAAGCUCUUCAAAGAGUUUGAAUCGAACUUGAUCCGCAGGGUGAAGGGGGAUGUUUGGGACGACAACGAGAAAGCGAAGGAAAUCGAUGAAUUCGUGGAAUUUGUCGAGACCUCUGAAGAAGGAGACAUAGACGAAAUCUUCUGGUACGCCUUCAUGUAUCUCCAUCACGAUACGGUGGAGGGGUUUAAACAGUUCCAAAAGACUCUGGAGGAUUUCCCAGGAGGCUUGGAAAUCGCCCGCCGUAUUUCAAUUCGUUGGGCUCAUGGGAAUAAGGGAGACCGUUGGCUUUGGACGUUGAAGGAGUUUCACAUCAUGCUCGAUAGUACUCGGGAGGAUCUGUACGAGGCAUACUCAGCGUCCGAUGCAGAGCUCGAAAAAUUGUAA